UGACAAACAGGGGUUUGAACUUCCUGGUGUAGGCGCCUAUAUAGCGCGGGCCCCGCGGUGUCGAUGGCACAGCUGCAGCUGCCGGUGGUCGCGCUGGACUCCACUACCAACCCUGGCAUCAGUCCCGACAGUCAGGCCAGCUGCUCUUAAUCAAGGCUUCAACGGGCGAAGACGAGUUUUAAGAGGAAGCUGACGGCCUGAGUGGAUCUUGUGAAGAGCACGACUCCAGCAACACCAGCCACCAACAUGGCCUCCAGCCUCGUCCUGGCUUUUGUGGUGGUCGGCUUAGUGAACUGCGCCAUCAGCAGCCCCGACAACAACGUGGAGAGCAUGGUCGGCAGCGUCACCGACUACCCUGUCGGCGAUCCCCGCCGCUGCUUUGAAAUGGCGAGAAAAAACGGGUACAAGAUGGCGGGGUUUGAAGUGUUACCUGGCUUCGGUUGGGACAACCUGAGGAACGUGGACCAGGGCCAGGUGGUCAACUUCAACUACUCUCAGUGUCGAACCACGGACGACAUGCGCUUCCUGCUGCCGGACUCAGUCAGCACGGUGCCGGUCAAGACCAGCUCAGUCGCCAUCUUUGCCGAGCUCUUCACUCACUGGAGUAACUGGACGAGCACGACGUCCAAAAGCAUCAACGUGGAGGCGGGGCUAGACCUGAGCAAGGUGGCCAUCAGCGGCAAGUUCUCGGACAGCUUUCAAGACAUGAAGAGCAAGGCGAUCGGUGAUAAAUCCAUGGCAACGCGGUCACAGGUUCGAUACACCAGGUACGUGGUUCAGCUGCAGCCAGACAGUCCACUGCACCCGACUUUCCGCGGUCGUCUGCUGGACAUCGCUGCGGCCCAUCAGUUGAACCAGACGAAGAUGGCGCGCUACCUCUCGCAGCUGCUCGUGAGAGACUUCGGCACUCAUGUCGUCACCAGGGCCGAGGCUGGUGCAACCCUCGUUCAGGUUGAUCACCUGAAGGAGGACUGGGUGACUAAGUACGCGGACCAAAAGUCGUCCAUCCUGGCCGCGGCAUCAGUUACCCUCUUCUCCGUCUUCCACAUGUCGGUGUCCUAUGGAACCAGCACUGACAAUAGUUUUACUACCAGCUACCAGACUAACCGCACCUCGUCUGUCGUGAAGACCAUGGGGGGACCGUCCUACCGUCCCUCCAACUUUACACCCGACGCCUGGGCUGUUUUAGUAGAUGGUGACCUCGUGGCCGUUGACCGAGCCGGUGACCCGCUGCACUUCAUCGUGACGUCAACCGCGUUGCCGGAGCUGCCGGCGUCCACCCUGGCUCAGGUGGCCGGGUCGGUCCAAGAGGCUGUGGAUGCGUACUACUCCUUCAACACGAUACCCGGAUGUAUGAACCCCUCGUCUCCAAACUUUGCUCCAGCCGCCAACAUAGAGGACGGCUCCUGCCACCCGAUUGUCUCCAAUAUGACAUUUGGCGGGGUGUUCCAGACUUGCACCAUGUCCCCGAAUUCCAACGAUGGGGACUUGUGCCAGGGCAUGUCUCAGGUGAACCCCUUAACAGGCACCUACUCGUGUCCCCCCAACUAUCAGCCCGUGCUUCUGCACAGUGACACGAUGCAAACCAGUCGCUCGGUGCACAGCUGCCACAGCUGCUGGCUUUUCUUCCAUUGUUGCCAUGACGACUAUUACCACAGCGAAGGCACUUACAGCAUGUACUGGUGCGCGGCCAGCGGUCCCAUCCCCGACCACACUGGUUACCUGUUCGGAGGGCUGUACACGUCACAUGUAGCUAACGGUGUGACGCAGUCCAUGUCGUGCCCUCCGACCUUCUUCGCCCUGAAGCUGGGCUCCGGCCUUGACCUGCACGUGUGCGUCAGCGACGACUUCGAGCUCGGGACGGAGAACGCCGUGCCCUUCGCUGGCUUUAUCAGCUGCGCCGCCGGGAACCCCCUGGUGGUGGGAGGGAAGCCAGGCAGCGAGAAGAGCCUGCAGGCCUCUCACAACCUCCGCAGCUUCUUCCAGGACAAACCCAGCAGCUGGCCGAAGCGAUGUCCGGACAACUACAGCAAGCACCUAGCCACCAUCGACGGCGGCUGCCAGAUCGACUACUGCGUCCAGACGGGGGCUCUGGCAGGCCCCGUGCUGCCCCCGGUCAAGCGCCCCCCGUUCAUGCCCUCUCCCGCCCUCCCACCCCCCGACAAGGACACGCUCAUCGUCUUUGACCCUUCGACCCGCACCUGGCACAAGAACGAGAAGGCCCAGGCCCUGAUGGCAGAGUUGACCAAGUCCAAGGGUGCGUCCGUGACGGACUCGUCGACUGAGUCGCCUUCCCGUUCCGGUUCCACCGUGUCGUUGAGCGCAGGCGCCGCUGCUGGCAUCUCGGUGGCGGCCACGCUGGCCUGCGUCGUCAUAGCAACGCUUGCUGUCCUGGCAGUGCGUGCUCGUCGCAGGCGGGGCGCCGAGGGCUACCGGAGGUUGCCGAACUCCAUCUUCGACGAUCGUGGACAGAGUUACGGCUCGGUGAACGCCCAGUCGUCGGCUGUUGGAGGUGACUCUGCUGUCGUCGUCGUCCCCCCUGAGCAAUAAAGCUUCACGUGGAUGUCCUGCUGCUAGUCGGGCUGUCAAGUCCUGAUUCUUCCAUGUAGUCGCCUUUCUUUUUAAAUUUGUAUUCGCUUCUGUGUAUUCGGGUAUUUACAAAUAUUAAUACCACCUUGUAGACUUGUGAGCUCCUCCGUGUGCAGUGUCACAAACUAUAUGACAGGUAGAAAUAAUAGUAUACAUCACAAUGUAUUUUCUCAGCUAAAGUUGCAUGACAGAUGGCAUAUGACAAUUUUUGUUCUUUGUAUUUUAAAUUUUUCAGCAUAAUUUUUACAAGGUCUUUUGACUGAAGCACACACAUAAAGCAAAUAAACACAUUCACGAUCAUCUCCUGAUAAAUAUUUGCACACUAGAGUUGGCUUUGAAAGCAUUCUAGAAGUUUUAUGUUAUUUUUUGACUAAUUAUCGUUGGACACACCUGUACAUACCUUGUCCGUGACAUGAUUUAUUGCAUCUGCCUUUUCCAUAUGUUAGCCAGUCUCAUGUUAAUCCAUUGUUUGUCUUUUGGAUAUAGAGAGGUUUCAUUUCAAAUUUCGAUGAAAUUAGUGUUUAGCAAUCACUUUCGCGAGUUUUGGAAGAAAGGGUAUCAAAUGAAACAUGAAGAUCGUGGAUGAUAAAUAUAUUGUGUUCAGUUUUUAAAGCAAGAUGUUUUUUGUACUGUUAUUUUAUAUCUGCACAAGCAGCACACUUUGGUAUUUUCAUAUUUUUACUGUUUUUCAGAAUAUUUGUCUUUAAUGACAGUCAUUGUUAAUGAUUUAUUCGUUUUUUUAAGAUGGCUUUUUGCUUCUUGCUUUAUAACGAAAAAGGUGCUGCCUCGAUUCAAAAAUGUAAUAAAGAAAAGUAAAAUGACA
This is a messenger RNA of Pomacea canaliculata, 3412 nucleotides long. RefSeq names its product macrophage-expressed gene 1 protein-like. The transcript has 8 exons. NCBI's taxonomy places the organism in Eukaryota, Metazoa, Mollusca, Gastropoda, Architaenioglossa, Ampullariidae. Bases 247 to 2550 code for a protein of 767 amino acids. The record is from RefSeq and is a predicted model, not a curated record.